Pteropus alecto (black flying fox) is the source of this 2340-nucleotide messenger RNA. RefSeq names its product family with sequence similarity 72 member A (gene RUMY1). The transcript has 4 exons. Bases 831 to 1280 code for a protein of 149 amino acids. The record is from RefSeq and is a predicted model, not a curated record. Lineage: Eukaryota; Metazoa; Chordata; Mammalia; Chiroptera; Pteropodidae. Gene Ontology annotation, cellular component: cytosol.
CGGGUCGGAAAGUCAGAGAGAGCGGAAGAGGGGAUAAAAACGACGUGUUGGGUGGUUAGAGACCCCAACGCCGACUGCGCCCCAAAAGCGACCUCACAAACACCACCGCGCACUCUGGAGCGGCCGCUCCGGGAGCAACCUGAGGGGAAGGCGGGGGACACGAGGAAGAGUUGAGGGGUGGGAGACGCGAGAGAAACGGCGCGUGAGCCAGCACGCUGAGGGCUAGGGGCUGCUAGGAGAGGAGCGCAGCAGAGAGGCCGGCAGAAGAGCAGAGCGAAGGAAGGUCGCGGAAGGACCGAGGAGAAGCUGGGAUCGUCCUGGUGGGAAGAGCUGUGGGGAUUUCUGAAGCUCGGGAAGAAGAAAAAGAUUUUCAAAGAGAAGGCGAGGGUAGGGACACUUAGCCUGCCGAAUUAGAGCUCUCCGAGGGAGGUGCUUAAGGGAGGAGAAGCUUUAAGAGAUUAUCCUGGAAUUGCUAAAGGGGCGGGAGCUAGAGUGGAGGAUCCUUUUUAGACGGGAGGAAGGGAAAACCGUAGAGAAGUUCCCUAGGCCCCUUGCAUCUUGUCCCGUUCCUGCUUCAAACUCCACUCCCUUCCUCGAAAGUUAUAAGGAAAGACAAAAUUGCUGCUUCUCUCGUUUUCUGCUCAAUAAAUAUUACUUUUACCCUCCCACGAGAAAACGGAAAAGAAUUCAUUUCCUUCCCAAUUUGGGGGUUUAGAAAAUCUCGAGGCCUCGCAAUUUUAUUUUUAGCCUGGGGGAAUCAGACUAGAAAAGGUCUUGCUCUUGUUUCCAUUUUCAAAAUCGUACACCUCAUCCAUCCGUCCCGGGACGCCAUGUCUACCAGCACUUGCAGUUUCAAGGACCGGUGCGUGUCCAUCUUGUGUUGCAAAUUCUGUAAACAAGUGCUCAGCUCUAGGGGAAUGAAGGCUGUUUUGCUGGCUGAUACUGAAAUAGACCUUUUCUCUACAGACAUCCCUCCUACCAACACAGUGGACUUAAUUGGAAGAUGCUAUUUCACUGAAAUCUGCAAAUGUAAACUGAAGGACAUCGCAUGCUUGAAAUGUGGGAACAUUGUAGGUUAUCAUGUGAUUGUUCCAUGUUGUUCUUGCCUUCUUUCCUGUAACAAUGGACACUUCUGGAUGUUUCACAGCCGAGCAGUUUAUGGUAUUAACAGACUAGAUUCUACCGGUGCUAACUUCCUACUUUGGGGCAACUUGCCAGAGAUAGAAGAAAGUACAGAUGAAGAUAUAUUAGAUAUCUCAACUGAGGAGUGUAUUAGAUAAAUAGAAUUAUGAUAGAUAUAAUACUCAAACUUUUUCCUAUUUAAAAUGUGUAUUAAUGGAUCAACUUUAAAAUUGUUAGUAAUGAUUUGCCAGUGAUUUCUUUAAAAAAAAAAUGGGGCAUUUUUUUAUUUAUUUAUUUGCUGUCUCAAAAUAAUUAUCUGAGUUUAAUUUGAGCCAAUGUAGUUCUUUUCUUCUACUUCUUCCUCUCUCCAUCAUUCUGUUUAGUACAGAUGUAUUCUUAAAUUCAGAUAGGAGAAGAUUCUUUCAUGUGUCACUCAGCUACCUCCCAAUCUGGGGAAGUUUUUCUUACAACCAAAUGCCAGAUACCAUUAUUUUACAUUACUGAAAAGAGGCAUUAGUACCCAUACAUAUGUUGACCACUCAUAUAUACGUGCAUAAAUCUAUGGAUAUAAUCAGGCAUAUGUAUGGGAAGCCCAACUAGGAACUAAAGCUUAACAGGGAAUUUUUUAAAACAGGAUCUUAGGUUUCGAUGGGUACUGGUUAUCAUAUUAGUGAUAACUACUUUAAUAUGGAGCAAGAUUGUGAAUUAGCAAAUAGAAUAAAUUUUAAAAUGUAUGGAGAAAUCCUCUUGAUUCCUCAGCAUGGUGUUAGAUAAAUGGAUUUGUCACAAAAUUAUCAGUAUAUACUGUUUACCAAUAUUAUUCAUUCACAUUCCUCUAAAGUCAUAUCACUGUUAUGAAAGCCAGAUAAGCUAAACCUCUGUCUUUAAGUUUUCCCAUUCUCUAGGGCUUUCUCUGUAAAUAGCAAAUUUUAGAUGAGUAGUCUCAGUUCCAACCCUUAAAUAGAAAAAAAACAAAACAAAAUGAAGAAGUGGUUUGCUUAAGCCAUUGUACAUUACAAAGCAAGUUUGUUCUUUUUUAAAGCUGUGUACAGAGCCACACAGAAAUAGGAAAUGGGGGUAGUGUUGGAUUCUGGUUUUAUGUAUAGCUAAAAUAAUGUAUCGCCUUAACUAAUAUCUCAGCUGUAGGCAUUUCGUCGAUAGUGAUACCAAAACAGACUGAGUCGCAGUUUUGUAAAUAAAGUUUUGUUCUAAAAAUGA